UUUAGUACGGACGUGGCAUUUCUAAUUCUAGCAUAAUAAUACAUGAUUUUUGUUGUUAUUUACGUGCUAAAUCACGCGACACUCGAUCGGCUGCAGUCAGACAGGUAGCUAACGGUCUAAACUUUCGAUUCGUCUGCGAGUGAAGAGUUAAAUGGAUCUUGAAUGAGCGCGGAACGAACUUGUUUGCGCGACCACCUUAGAGUGUUGACACGGUGUCCCUGUACAGCUGGCAUUGCCAUUGGCAGCUGAUUUCACAACUUCGUAACAUCUAACAUUCGAGGUUAUUUCCAAGGACCUAGCAGGGUUAGCUGCCGCAUCUUGAUGUCAUGUAUCAACCCGCACCUCCAAACAGCUACGGCGCUCCACCGCCUCCUCCGUCGUCGUCGCACGCCGGCUACGGGAUGCAGGCACCCGGAGUGGCAGCCAUGCACGGGCAGCCCGGCGGCCCGCCGCCGGCCAAGCAAGGAGGCGCCACCGUGUCGGGUCCAUACGGAGACUCCGCCGGCGUGAGUCCCGCUCCACCGCAGCAGCAGCAGCAUCAGCAGCAGAACACGGACAGCCAGCACAAUGGCUAUCCGUUCUCACCGCCACCGGCGCCCGGCGCCGCAACGCAGCAGGUGACGAGUCAGAUGGGUCGCAUGAACGUGAGCAGCGCGCCGCCGAGCGGCGCCGGAUACGGAUACCCGCCGGCGCCCCCUGGCGGCGCGGGGUCCCCGCCGCCGACGUCGUACUAUGGCCAGAGCAAUGCCGUGGCGCCGCCUGGCGGCUACGGAGCGCCGCCUACGCAGUACGCGACGUCGGCGCCGACGCCCAACAGCCAGGGGGCGCCGCCGCAAUACGGCCAGCCGGCGGCGCCCCCUGGUGGAGCUCCGUAUGGCGUCGCGCCUCCGCCGUCAUCGCAGUACGCCACACCCGCACAGCAGCAGCAGCAGCAGCACGCCCCAUACGCCGCGCCCAAACCCGGACCGCCCCCUACGUCGCAAUAUGGAGCCCCUCCCCCCGCAUCGCAAUACGGGCAGCCACCACCCACGUCGCAGUAUGGGCAGCCACCAGCCACGUCGCAGUAUGGGCAGCCACCGGCCACGUCGCAGUAUGGGCAGCCACCGGCCACGUCGCAGUAUGGGCAGCCACCGGCCACGUCGCAGUAUGGGCAGCCACCGGCCACGUCGCAGUAUGGGCAGCCACCGGCCACGUCGCAGUAUGGGCAGCCACCGGCCACGUCGCAGCCUGGGCCGCCGCAAGGGGCCGCCCAUCCCCCGGGAUCCUACCCUGGGCCUCCGGGCGCGCAGCAGCAGCAGCAGCAGUACGGAGGGCCGCCCAGGCCGGGGUACGGGGGGCCGCCGCCGUCGCCGGGCGGCUACGGGGCGCCGGACGCGGGGCAGCAUGGCGGGCCACUGCCGGCGCCCCCUGCUGGGCCGGGCUACCACCCGCAGCAAGGUGCGCAGAACGCGGCGCCCCCUGGUGGCCCGCCGGGGCCGAAUCGAGGCCCGCACGGACCCCAGUCUCCCGUCGGCCCCGCCCCCGGCUCGUUUCCCGGCCAGACUGUGCAGGCCGCGCCGCAACAGCGCCGCCUCGACCCCGAUCAGAUGCCAAGCCCUAUCCAAGUUUACGAGGAUGACAGGCGGAAUCGCGCCGGCGUGUUCGCCACGGGCCCCCGUGGCCAGGUGCCGCCACUUGUCACGAGCGAGUUCAUGACGCAGGAUCAAGGUAACAGCGGUCCACGGCUGAUGCGAGCGAGCGUCUACAGCGUGCCAUGCACCGCUGACAUGUGCAAGCAGUCACAAGUCCCCAUCGUUCUCAACGUCUGCCCCUUCGCACGCCAACACCCGCAAGAGAAGGCCGUUCCCGUGGUGAACAUGGGAGAGCUUGGACCGGUGCGCUGCAUCCGCUGCAAGGCUUACAUGAGUCCCUUCAUGACCUUCAUCGACGGAGGACGGAGGUUCCUCUGCAGCUUCUGCAACGGCCACACGGACGUUCCCCAGGAGUACUUCCAGCACCUUGACCACACGGGUCAGCGUCUGGACAAGUGGGAGAGGCCAGAGUUGCACCUGGGCACCUACGAGUUUGUCGCCACGAAGGACUACUGCAAGAAUGGCAAGUUUCCGAACAGUCCCGCGUACAUCUUCAUGAUCGACGUGUCUUAUAACAGCAUCAAGAGUGGCAUGGUGCACACCCUCUGUUCCAAUGUGAAGAAGCUGCUACACUCGCUGCCAAAAGAGUACGGCGCGGAGACGUCGGCGAUUCGCGUCGGAUUCGUGACCUACAACAACGUGCUGCACUUCUACAACCUGAAGGCAGGCCUGGCGCAGCCGCAGAUGAUGGUGGUAGCUGACGUACAGGACGUGUUCCUACCCCUCCUUGAUGGCUUCCUCGUAACGAUGUCGCAAGAUUCUGAGGAUCUCAUAGAUAGCUUGUUGGAGCAAAUCGAGGUGAUGUUCGCUGACACACGGGAGACGGAGACCGUGCUGGGACCGGUGAUACAGGCCGGACUAGAGGCGCUGAAGACGAUACUUGCCUCCCAGUUGCCGUUCUACAAGAACCUGGGCAAGGAGUGCGUCGAGGCGGGAUGCUGCGUCGACCUGUUCCUGUUUCCGAACGCCUACAUAGAUGUCGCCACCAUCGGCGAGAUUUGCAACGUGACAGGAGGACAGAUCUACAAGUAUAACUACUUCCAGGUACGGUGGAGACACUUCACGCGUGUGUGUGUGUGUGUGUGUGUGCGUGCGUGCGUGCGUGCGUGCGUGCGUGUGCGCAUGUUCACAGGCAUCCGACCGACGGACUUCCUCGGUAACUUCUACAUGUGCAACACGACGGACGUCGAGAUGGCGGCCGUCGACUGCGACAAGGCAAUCGCCGUCGAACUGAAACACGAUGACAAGCUCGUCGAAGAAGACGGCGUCUACGUGCAGGUGGCGGUGCUGUUCACGAGCGUGAGCGGGCAGCGGCGCCUGCGCUGUCUCAACCUGUCGCUGAACUGCUGCAGCCAACUGUCGGACAUGUACAAGAACUGUGACCUCGACUCAAUGAUCAACUACUUCGCUAAGCACUCCGUGCGAUCCGUCCUCACGUCUGCACCGCAGAAGAUCCGCGAGUCGCUCGUUCAGCGCGCGUCCGCCAUCCUGGCGACCUACCGACGCAACUGCGCGAGUCCCUCGUCGGCAGGGCAACUCAUCUUGCCGGAAUGCAUGAAGCUGCUGCCGCUCUACACGAACUGCAUCCUGAAGAACGACUCGCUGCAGGGGCUGGAGAUCAGCACGGACGAUCGCAGCUGGCUGAUGCACGUAACCAUGGCGAUGGACAUCACAGCCUCCGUACCGUUCUUCUAUCCGAGACUGCUGCCGCUGGUACGCCGGCCUCGCGAUGUCUAUUACCGCCUGCUUUCAGAUCUACGUUAA
This is a messenger RNA of Priapulus caudatus, 3395 nucleotides long. Its product is annotated as protein transport protein Sec24C-like. NCBI's taxonomy places the organism in Eukaryota, Metazoa, Priapulida, Priapulimorpha, Priapulimorphida, Priapulidae. The coding region runs from base 327 to 3395 and encodes 1022 amino acids. Gene Ontology annotation, molecular function: zinc ion binding; SNARE binding. Gene Ontology annotation, cellular component: COPII vesicle coat; endoplasmic reticulum exit site. The record is from RefSeq and is a predicted model, not a curated record. Gene Ontology annotation, biological process: COPII-coated vesicle cargo loading; intracellular protein transport; endoplasmic reticulum to Golgi vesicle-mediated transport. The transcript has 18 exons.